CAGCGCCGCGCUGGCAGCUCUUCAUUAGCAUAAUUAGUGCCAUUAAGCUCACUAAUGAGCUUCCUCUCCCCCGCAGCAUCCCCCUGGAGAGGGGGCCCUGGGUGCCCCCCAAAUUUUGGGGGAGCGGGGGGGGCCCCCGCAGCCGCAGUGGGGGAGGGGCGGCGGCGCCCGCGCGGCUCCACAACUACAUGAACGCGCAGUACUACGGCACCGUGUCCCUGGGGACGCCGCGCCAGGAUUUCCGCGUCGUGUUCGACACCGGCUCCGCCGACCUCUGGGUGCCCUCGUCCCGCUGCUGCCUGCUCUACCUGGCCUGCUGGCUCCACCGCCACUACCAGCCCCUGCUGUCGUGCACCCACCGCGCCAACGGCACCACCUUCGCCAUCAGCUACGGCAGCGGCAGCCUCUGGGGCUUCCUGAGCACCGACACGCUCACGGUGUCCAACAUCUCGGUGGCCAACCAGACGUUCGCCGAGGCCGUGGCCCUGCCCGGGAUGGCGUUCGCGGCCGCGCGCUUCGACGGCGUGCUGGGCAUGGCGUACCCCGGCGCCGCGGCCGGCCCCGCGCGGCCCGUCUUCGACAACAUGAUGGAGCAGGGGCUCUUCCGCAACAACGUCUUCUCCUUCUACCUGCGCAGCGGGGCCUCGGAGGGCGACGGGGGGGAGCUGCUUUUGGGGGGCAUCAACGAGCAGCACUUCGAGGGACCCCUGGAGUACAUCCCCGUGUCCCGAAAGAGCUACUGGCAGGUGCACAUGGACAGGCUGUCCGUGGGGGAUCCGGGGGUCGUGGGGUGCCGGGACCCCCCCCUGUGCAGGGGGGGCUGCGAGGCCAUCGUGGACACGGGGACGUCGCUGAUCACCGGGCCCAGCGCCGAGGUGGACGCGCUGCACCGGGCGCUGGGGGGGUUCCGCACCGAGGAGGGGCAGUACACGAUGGAUUGUGACAAGGUCCCGUCCCUGCCCAACGUCACCUUCGUCCUGAGCGGGAAAGGGUUCACGCUCAGCCCCCAGCAGUACGUGCUCAAGGUGUCCCAGCUGGGCUCCCCCGUGUGCAUCAGUGGCUUCAUGGGCCUGGACGUGCCCGUUCCCUCGGGGCCCCUCUGGAUCCUCGGGGACGUUUUCCUCGCCGGCCACUACGCCGUCUUCGACCGCGACCACGACCGCGUGGGGCUGGCACGCAGCAAGUGACACCCCGGGGACACCCGGGACACCGCCGGGACACCCCGGGGACACCUCCGGAUGACUGGGACACGCUGGGGACCACUGGGACACGCGGGUCCUCCCUGGGAGCACCUGGACACCGGGGUGACCCCAGGUGACAGCCACCUUGGGGACACCGGGGACCACCCAACACCAGGGUGACCCCAAGUGACAGCCACCUUGGGGACACCUUGGGACCACCCGACACCUGGGUGUCCCCAAGUGACACUGCACCUGGACACCUGGGUGUCCCCAAGUGACAGCCACCUCGGGGACACCUCGGGACCACCCAACACCUGGGGGUCCCCAAGUGACAGCCACCUCGGGGACACCGGGGACCACCCGACACCUGGGUGUCCCCAAGUGACAGCCACCCCGGGGACACCUCGGGAUCACCCAACACCGGAGUGUCCCCUGGUGACACUGCACCUGGACACCUGGGUGUCCCCAAGUGACAGCCACCUCGGGGACACCUCGGGACCACCCAACACCAGGGUGACCCCAGGUGACAGCCACCUCGGGGACACCUCGGUGACCCCCGGCUGGCUGAGUCCUCCCUGGGACCACCCAACCCAAGAGGACCUUGGGGACGCCCUGGAUGUCACCCCCCCCCCCCCCCCCCCUCAGGUGACCCUCCUGGACACCUGCGUCCUUCAAGGUCACCCAACCCUGGGACCCUGCUGGUGUCACCCCGGGGUCACCCCAGGGUCACCUGGCUCCUCUCCGGGACCCCCUGGAUGUCGGGGUCCCCUUUUGCGGGGGGGUCUCCAAUAAAGCCGCUGGUUUGGGGGAUCCUGGUCCUGGCUCCUCCCUCGGACGACCCCCCGGGCGUGGAGACCCCUCCCCAGUCCCAGUUCAUCCCAGUAGAUCCCAGAAGCCCCCAGACCCCUGUGACGUUUUCCUCCCAGUGCUCCCAGUAACCCCGAGCUCCCCCUGCCCCCCAUCCCCCCAGUCUAAAUGGGCGUGGCUUCGCCUCUUAGGGGUGGGGCUAUUCCAGUGGGCGGGCUCUCGACACCUGCGUGGGCGUGGUGUCAGAUAAAUGGGCGUGGUCUCCCUCGGUGGGCUUCCCCGCCUCGUUUGUGGGUGUGUCUUUUCCGGCACGGUGGGCGUGGCUUCAA
Vidua chalybeata is the source of this 2317-nucleotide messenger RNA. Its product is annotated as cathepsin D-like. Gene Ontology annotation, molecular function: aspartic-type endopeptidase activity. NCBI's taxonomy places the organism in Eukaryota, Metazoa, Chordata, Aves, Passeriformes, Viduidae. The transcript is spliced from 8 exons. Gene Ontology annotation, cellular component: lysosome. Gene Ontology annotation, biological process: proteolysis. The record is from RefSeq and is a predicted model, not a curated record. Bases 189 to 1187 code for a protein of 332 amino acids.